This is a messenger RNA of Drosophila busckii, 2069 nucleotides long. Its product is annotated as solute carrier organic anion transporter family member 74D. Gene Ontology annotation, molecular function: protein binding. Lineage: Eukaryota; Metazoa; Arthropoda; Insecta; Diptera; Drosophilidae. The coding region runs from base 19 to 1992 and encodes 657 amino acids. Gene Ontology annotation, cellular component: membrane. The transcript is spliced from 5 exons. Gene Ontology annotation, biological process: transmembrane transport; sodium-independent organic anion transport. The record is from RefSeq and is a predicted model, not a curated record.
GCCAGACGUUGUAUUAAAAUGUCAAAGGAGCCAAGUGAGGAUACCAAGUUUUUGAAUGAAAAGUGUGAAAAGCAAAAGCAGCCUGAGCUAGAAGAAGAUGCAGAUCAUCUGUGUGGCUUUUGGUUGUUCAAAGGUCCACGACUACAAAGAUUUGCCAGUGAAAAAAUCUACGUUGUGCUCUAUGGCAUAACGGGCUGUCUUAUUGCUAUGGCUUUUGCCUAUUUUAAUGGCACGCUCACAACGCUGGAGAAACGCUUUAGAAUACCCUCGAAAACAUCUGCAAUUAUAUCAACUGGCAAUGAUAUCAGCACUACAUUAAGUGCCGGCUUCUUGGGCUAUUAUGCAGGGCGAGGACAUCGUCCACGCUGGAUUGCAUUCGGUCAAGGCAUUGUAGCAUUGUUUUGUUUAAUGAUGAUACUGCCACAUGUGCUCUAUGGCCCGGGCAAGGAUGGUUUGAAGCUAACACGCGAAUAUGUGGAAAUGGAAAAUGUCACUGAAGCGGAAAAUCGCAAGCUGUGUAAUAAGCAUGAGGACGAGUGCCUGGGAAAUGUAGUUGUAUCCUGGGCGCCCAUCAUAUGUUUAUUUAUAGCGCAGUUUAUAGGUGGCAUAGGCUGCUCGCUGUUCUUUACGCUGGGUCUGACCUAUAUGGAUGAUAAUACGACGCGUUCAAAAACACCAGCAUUGCUAAGUUGGUCCGCUUUUCUGCGCAUGCUGGGACCUGCUGCGGGUUUCUAUCUGUCCUCGCUUUGCUUGGACUUUUAUAUACGUCCGGACUUGCAUCCGCUAAUACAAAAGGAAGAUCCACGCUGGUUGGGCGCCUGGUGGUUGGGCUGGAUUGUGCUCUUCUUUAUACUGCUCAUCUCUGCAGUUGUCAUCUAUAUGUUUCCCAAGGAGCUGCCCAGCGCGCGCGAGCGUCGACUUAAGUCAACGGAAACUAACAAAGUUCAGUCCUUAGCGGAGCUUUCAUUUCAGGACAUGCUCAUAUGCAUCAAACGCUUGCUGCGCAACAAGGUUUAUGUCUACAACAACAUCGCUUCCUUGCUCUACUUUUUCGGCUAUAUGCCGUAUUGGAUGUUUAUGCCCAAGUAUAUUGAAACACAGUAUAAGCAAUCAGCUUCCAAGGCUACCAUGGCUACUGGCACAUUCGGCUUGGGUUUCUCCGCAGCUGGCGUGCUGCUCUCGGGUUUUGUCAUCUCCAGAUAUAAGCCCAGCGCUCGUGCAAUGGCCGCCUGGAAUGGCAUUGUUGAUCUGCUCACAGUAGCAGGACUCAUUGGCUAUGUAUUCAUUGGCUGUGACGGCAGCGAUUCAGCCACAGCCAUGUCGCCCUAUAACGCCUGCAGCUCCGCUUGUCAUUGCGAAUAUGUGCCCUUUGCUCCCAUAUGCGGUGCCGACAAUGUCACUUAUAUAUCACCUUGUCACGCUGGCUGCAGCAGCAAGCAGCAGAAUGAGCUUGGCAUAAUGGAAUACAGUGACUGCAAGUGCAUCAGCAAUUCAACAGUUGUGAGCCAGCCGCUAAUUGCCAAGGAGGGUCCUUGUCCAGUGGACUGCUCGCAGCCGUUUUACACUUUCAUCGCUGUCAUGUGUUUCCUCAAAUUCGUUGGCUCCUCGGGCAGAACCUCCAAUGUGCUGCUGGCUUUGCGUUGUGUUGCAGACGAAGACAAGAGUUUUGCUCUGGGAUUUGGCAACAUGGUGCUCUCCUUGCUUUGCUUUAUACCAAGUCCCAAUUUCUUUGGCUGGUUGAUUGAUAGUUUUUGUUUGGUAUGGGGCAAGGACUGUAGCAGCAAAGGCAACUGUUGGCUUUAUGACACCAAAUCCUGGCGCUAUUCUAUGAAUCUCAUAUCUGCUUCGUGCAUAUUUUGUGCUAGUUUUUGGAACUUUGGAGUUUGGUAUCAUGCCAAGCAUCUGAAGAUAUUUGAUGAGGAAGCAGAGCAAAAGCCUAGGGAGCUAGAAGUGCUUGCCACAGCAGCGCAAAAAAAGGAAGCAAGUCAAUAAGAUAAUAUGCUGUUAUUAUAUUAAGUUUUCAAAACAUUAGCGUUGUUCAAGCUUAUUUAGAAUAAAGAUAAAAUGUC